Molecule: messenger RNA, 2394 nt
Organism: Botrytis sinoallii
Lineage: Eukaryota; Fungi; Ascomycota; Leotiomycetes; Helotiales; Sclerotiniaceae
Exons: 1
Coding region: 1-2394 (797 amino acids)
Source: RefSeq, a predicted model, not a curated record
AUGAAUCCAGUAACUAAUAGUAAAACUCCUCCACCGCGUUUGGUGGACAUCAACCCCCUGAGGCCUCAGUCUAUGGGAACGCCAUCAUCUAUCAAUCCUACACUGUUAUCGCGCCGCCGGACGAGUAGAUCUCAUAAUCAUGGCACAAUUGAUACCGUGCCAGAAUUGAGAAGAUUUAACAGUUCAGGUACCAAGUCAAGUGGAAGAACGAGACCUCGUCAAACGACUAGUCAAAGCUAUGGAUCUUUGGAUACAACAUCACCUCGACGUGAAAGAGAAACCAUGAAAGAUUUAUCCGAGUUCCUCAUGUCUUAUGAUCCCCCGGCGCAUAAUCUAGUUGCUCUCCCACAAAAUGCCCCGAGAAAAAAGUUUGGUCUUCUCCGAAGGAAACAAAAGAAAGAAUUGAAGUCUAAUCAGUUCUUGAAACUCCCCGAUACUGCUAUUGCUGCCAAAACUCAUCAGGGCGUGCAGUAUAUAGCAAUUUCGAUACCGCUAGAACAUGAUUACCUGGGGAGAUUUCCAACGCCUCCUGAGAUGACUUCAAAUUUGACACAGGUUCCAACACCGGAUAGAAGCCCUGUUGUUAUCCCCAAGCCAGGCUACAAUGUUGGAGAUUCUUCUACGCCUCCACCGGAACUUCCUGUACUUAAUAGGACCACUUCAAUCUCCAAUAGGAAUACUUGGGGUCCAGGCACUUUAACGAAAGUAGUUACAAAACCAGGGUCGGAAGAGGUGAUGUUGCAAAAUGGAUACAUUCAUCGAACCAGUCAAGUGUAUACCCCUAAUGGGAGUAUUUACUACGAUGCUCCAGAAUCCCGACCUCGACCGCAUUCAUCAAAAGCAUUUUCCUCGCCCGGUCCCUCAUUCAAAAUAGCUCCAACAGAUAAUCCUCGAGCAAAUUCCUUCAAUUCCGUCAACCGCCCAAUACUCUGGAGCAACAGAUCCGACGGCCCCUUGCGAGUAAUAAACAGAACACCAUCUCCUGAUAUCAAGCCGAAUCAUCAGACUCACAAAGUGAUCAAAUCUAUAUCCACUAUUCAUAGCAUCGCAGCUACAGGAACAAAUAUCAGGCACUUGCUAAAGUCUACACCAGAUAGUUUUAAUACGAACUCCUCAGCGCAAGCAGUGUUUGGAACGGCUGAGACGGUUGAUCUGCAGAGUUUCAGAGGGACUCCAAGGCCUUCGAUUGCUUCACCGGGGAGUGAAAAUAUUAUCCAGUUCCCUGCGGCUAGUGCGGUGGAGGCAGAAGGUCAAUCUAGGAAUCAAGCGACUGCUCCCACCGAAAUUGCAUCACCAAUAAGUCCACAAUUUGGCAGUAAUGAGAAACGAGCAGAUCAAGCAACACAUCAGAGCCGCCGCGAGAGAGUACGAGCAAAGAAGGAAAAAGACUUGGCCUCUAUUCGCUCAAGAAACUCGAGUGUGGGUCACACAAAUAUAAAUACAAAUACUAAUACAAACAGGGCAUCUGUUCAAUCCGUUCCAGAAAAUUCUUUCAUCGAAGCCGAACAUUUGUCUCCCCUAUUUUCAAAUCCAACAUUCGGACCACCAAACCGCACCCUGAAACGCCUCGCCCCAAACAUGAAUGGAUUGUCUACAACUCGUAUAAUGCUCGUCGCUGACUCCCCACCUUAUAUUGGAGAAUUCAGACAGUGUGAUUUCGGAGCACGUCCCAUUUCGCCUGCUUUAACGAUGAAAUCGCCUUCGAGACUCCCAAGACCUACGUUUGAUUCAACAACCUCUUUUUAUCGAGUUGAUAGUGAGGAAUCAGCUUAUGCACAUCAGUCUACUCAAACUAUUUUGAGUCAUACCAUACCUUUGGCGUCGACGACAUGGUUAGGGAAGGAAAGGGACGGGAGGAAGAGUAGUGAUGGGUUUGGUUAUGGACGCAUGGAUCUCUGUUCUGAUGAAGAUUUGAAGUAUUUGAAUGGGGAUGUACAUGGGAAGAUGGAUAGAGACAUGAGUAUGAAUAUGGAGAGAAGAAGCACGGGAGAAAUAGGAACAAGUCUAAGAUCGACGAGUUUGAAAGAAAAAGAAUUGGACGUGCGAAUGAGGAUUGUGGAGAGACAUACGGAUGUGCUUUUGAGGACGUUGGGAGGGAUUGCGAAGAGUUUUGAUGGGUUGGGGGCGGUGGGGAGAUUGAGGUGGGAGGAGGUGAAUGGGAGGGGUGGGGUGGGAAUGGGGUCGAGGUCGAGUGUUAUUGGGAUGGGGGGGAGUGAUGGGGAGAGAGGCAAUAGGAUGGCGAGUGAGGGGAAGGGGAAUAGGAGGAGAGCUAAUACGACGGGGAUGGGGAUGCAGAAUAGGGAUAGGGAUACGGAUAUAGAUUUGUUGAUGAGGGAGAUUCGGAUGGCGGCUCCGAGGGUUAGUGAGGAGAGUUCGCGAGAGAGGAGAGGAUGA